AAGCUUGAUUGGUUCGGCUAGCAAAUUGUUCCUUCUGCCCUCAGUUUCCCACAUCAAGGUCUUGAAUUUUCAAUUUCGCAUAGCUAAACAACAUCAAACAUCACGACCGAACUUUUUCGACCAACACCCAGACAUUAAUCCAAAAUGUCGUCGAAAGGAAAGAAGCCCGCCACCAAGUCGGCCAUCGAGCAGGUCGUGUCCCGCGAGUACACCAUCCACCUCCACAAGAGACUGCAUGGUAUUACUUUCAAGAAGCGGGCUCCUCGGGCCAUCAAGGAGAUCAAGGAGUUUGCGCAGAAGGCUAUGCAAACCUCCGACGUCCGCCUCGACCCUCAACUGAACAAGAAGGUCUGGGAGCAAGGUGUCAAGGGUGUUCCGUACAGAAUUCGUGUCCGAAUUAGCCGAAGACGAAACGACGAAGAGGAUGCCAAGGAGAAGCUCUACAGCUACGUUCAAGCCGUCAAUGUUAAGAACCCCAAGGGUCUGGUGACGGCCGUGGUCGAGGAGUAAGGGAAAGCAAAGGAAAAACAUCGUUUCGUUGAGAUACCGGCUGGGUUCAAGAAGGGCAUGGUUUCGGAGUUACCUUCUGGCUUCAUGACAUUAAGAUAAGAUUCACUAGUUGAUGAAUCAAGAACCGUGAACAAUAUUUACUUAUUUUUGUGACCCUCCCGCUCGCUAGUUGGAGAUGCUAUAAUAGCAUUUACCAACGGGUUUCUCACGUUAUACGGACA
This is a messenger RNA of Daldinia vernicosa, 731 nucleotides long. RefSeq names its product ribosomal protein L31e. The record is from RefSeq and is a predicted model, not a curated record. The transcript is spliced from 4 exons. NCBI's taxonomy places the organism in Eukaryota, Fungi, Ascomycota, Sordariomycetes, Xylariales, Hypoxylaceae. Gene Ontology annotation, biological process: cytoplasmic translation. The coding region runs from base 145 to 510 and encodes 121 amino acids. Gene Ontology annotation, cellular component: ribosome; cytosolic large ribosomal subunit. Gene Ontology annotation, molecular function: structural constituent of ribosome.